ACUUUUAUUUAAUUUAUAUUUAUGGUCCUAUUUUCUUAGCCACUGUUGUUGGUGUGAGCGCGCGAAUGUGUGUCGGCAUUAUGAUUGUACGCUUAUUAUUAUGGCCGCAUACGAAGUAAUUUCCAAGUUAACUUUUCAGUUGAGCGCUGGAACAGCUGAAGAACGCGAGCGAGCGUCCAGAUCAGAUCGCCGUCGGAUUCUCGUUCUUAUUCACGAUUUAAGUCGUUAAUUGUCGUGCUAAGUGCUCCGCUUUGUGUUUUCUGACCUCAAACACUUGUUGACAUCUCAACAUUUCGCAACUCAAGUAUUUCUGUGAAAUUCAUCAGUUCGGAUAAUCUAGUUCAUCUUUCUGUAUCUUCUGCAUCUGUCAGAUGGAUUUGUGAACUGCAUCUUUGUUUUAAGCGAGUGAUCUUUUGUUAGUAAACUAUACUUACAGACUUUUACAUAUAUUUAUGAGAUUACCGCUCUCGCGUAUCUAAUUCCAACGGUCACGAUUACUUAUUGGGAGCGAUAAAGAGUGAGCUUUUCGGUUUUCAAAGUUCUCCCAGUGAACAGCUGUUUGGUAAAGCUUUGGGGUUUAUUUUUCCCCAGCCCAGAGAGCACUGCACCUUGCAGAGAGAUAGAGAGAGCAAGAGAGUGAUAAAGAGCGGGAGUGGGGCAAGUUUUAUCAGUUUUGAAGUACGAUUCACAGAUAAGAAAAAGUCGGCGGCGGGUGUUAAGUCAUUUACACAAUUUAUCGCUUCUUCGCUUUGCGCAAUCGAAUGGAAAACCGGAGUCCAUUGCAUUCCGGAUUGGAGUAGAAACCGGACACCGCACACGACAUCAACAUGAACAAACUACGGGCCUUGUUGCCCGGUCAACAUUCGUCCAAUGGAGCAUCCCGACAUUCCGUCACGCUGGAACCGGAGAUCGGUUUCCAGAUCACAAUCGAUAGUCCAAAAGAUGGUGAUCAGAUCAAGGCAGUGCCAGAACUCAAUGUUCACCUCAUCGCCGCUCGACAUCUGCCCUCCCUUUUCGGCUUCAAGAUCGUUCAGGGCUAUUUGAUAAAGGUAAAGCUAUUUCCUGGUUCAAAACGCAUGGACAGCAGUAUUCAGACAAACACGUGGCCAAAGUUCAAUGAAAACUUCAAAUUUCCACUGGUGCCAGAUAUCAAAUCCUCCAUGAAGCAUGUAACACGACGUCCUACCAAUGGUCAGGCAAAUAGCUCAGAACCUGAGCCAGAACAGCUCUUUUCCGGACAGUUUGUGGUUUUUACGGUCUACGCCUUACUAGAACUACCGGCAACAAAUUUCAAUCGCUUUAAUAAGACAUACCGUUCGCUAAAGGACAGGAGCACUAGUUUUGUCCAACGCUUUGUGGAUCCAACAGCGAGUAUGCCAAGUGAGGCUAAGACUGAGGCUGGUGGCAAGCCAAGUGAUCAGGGCAAGGGAAAGAAGAAGUCUGAGAGUUCGGCAAGGGAUGCGAUGCCACCGCUGACUAUAAGUGAAUCAAGAAGGAAUAUUGGUUCCGUCACCUGCUACCUGGAAUCCAAGCUCUUUCAGCGCAACAGCCGAACGGGGAGCUACGCGACGGAAGAGCUGUGGCUGCCUAUAAAAGAUAUCACCACAACGGUGGCCAAGUCGUCGCCCAGCAACAACAAUUUUGUCAACUCCACCAAGGGCGUAGUUGAGCUGGCCCUCGAGGUUCGAGAUCUCCUGGAAUGCGAGUCACCUGUGGAUACAUCAAUACCCCCUCCGACGCCUUCAAAUACGCCCACUUCGCCAAAUCCGCCUUCCGCCCCCUCGGCAAACAAUUGGCAAAGGAUGACCGCAGAAGUCAAGCGGAAGAUGGGAAUAAGUAAUGCUGGAAAUUCCGAUUCCGGAAGGUACCUGCUUCGGGUGACCACAACGCGGAUGCGAUGCUCCAACAAGGUCAAGGAUGAACUGGAAGCCACGGCCAGUUCCGGAGUAUAUGUGAAAACGACAGCCUUUGAGCAUGGCAUCUAUAUAGAUGCCUGGAAGUCUCCAAUAUUCUUUCCCUCACUUUCCACCAAAUGGGAUGAUGGAUCUGGCGAGGGAGCGAUAGACAUUCCACUCCAGAGACUUGAACAGUUAGAGGAUAUAGUUCUUCGGAUAACAUUGGCCACCAAGAAGAUGGGCAAGAAACUGGUUUUAGGUACGGUUAUCAUCGGCGGUGAUCAAGCGGGUGAUACGGGCUCUGAGCAGAUGCGUUUGAUAAGGGAAUCCCCGCCUGGUCAGCGGGUGGCCGCCUGGCACUGUUACCAUUAAUUCAAACUCAAAGCUAUACUCCAAAAGCAAUGUAAAUAGUUAUAGUUAAUUCAUAUCCAAAUUCCUUUGUGCAUCUGCGUAGUAAUUGCUUUUCGAAUGCUGAAAAUAUUAAAUUUCAUUGCGAAUUGUUAAA
Drosophila eugracilis is the source of this 2400-nucleotide messenger RNA. RefSeq lists its product as uncharacterized. NCBI's taxonomy places the organism in Eukaryota, Metazoa, Arthropoda, Insecta, Diptera, Drosophilidae. The record is from RefSeq and is a predicted model, not a curated record. The coding region runs from base 828 to 2267 and encodes 479 amino acids. The transcript has 6 exons.